This is a messenger RNA of Gongylonema pulchrum, 243 nucleotides long. Lineage: Eukaryota; Metazoa; Nematoda; Chromadorea; Rhabditida; Gongylonematidae. The record is from the annotation of a GenBank genome assembly.
AUGGCUCCGAUUGCUGCUGGACGAUCGGCGUGCGAAAUAAUUGGAAUCGUGACAGGAUGCAGCGAAAGACAUGCUGUGGUAUGGAUUGAGAGCGAAAAACGCGAGGAGAAAAUACAGCUUGUUGAUUGCUCCGAGAAUAUCCGACUUGGUGACUGGCUCGAUCUUACAAUACCACGUGAAAUCCGUAAAAUCGAACCUCGCCUGGAGACACGAGUACUGGAAAAUGGAAUUGUUCAGGUAUAA